Messenger RNA from Manihot esculenta (cassava), 1075 nucleotides. Its product is annotated as putative pentatricopeptide repeat-containing protein At3g49142. The coding region runs from base 62 to 1075 and encodes 337 amino acids. The record is from RefSeq and is a predicted model, not a curated record. Gene Ontology annotation, molecular function: protein binding; RNA binding. Gene Ontology annotation, biological process: RNA modification. The transcript has a single exon. NCBI's taxonomy places the organism in Eukaryota, Viridiplantae, Streptophyta, Magnoliopsida, Malpighiales, Euphorbiaceae.
ACAGCUGAAGAAUUUUACAGCUGCUUCAUCAAACACUUGAAGCUCAAAAGUUGUCUUUUUUAUGUCCAAUAUUUUCAGUUCCCAUGUCAGCCAAACCUUUGAUUCUGUUGCUCAAUUCUUAGAUCAUUCAUAUCAAACUAAGAAUGUCAUAGCCAUUAAGAAGCUCCAUGCUCGUCUGCUGAGGACAGGCUUACUCUUUUUCUCACUUAACAUCCACUGUAGGCUCAUUUUCGCCUGCACCACAUGCAUCAACAAAAACAACCUCCAAACCUUAACCAAUUGCUGCAAAUUCCUAAACCCUAUAAACCCAUUACCCUUCAAUCUACUAUUAUCUAAUUUCUGUCGAAAUGGGUUCCCUUUAUUAGCACUAAAAACCUGCUCUCUCAUGCAUAUAACCAGUGUUUCUUUAGAUACUUAUGCUUUGUGUAGUUCCUUAAAAGCUUCCUCUUCUAUGGAAGAUGUGAACUUUGGUAAACAGAUACAUGCCCAUGUGACGAAAUCAGGUUGGUUAUCCAGUGUGUUUGUGGGUAGUGCUUUGAUCGAUCUAUAUGCAAAGUCGUCGUUUGUUGGUCAUGCGGCAAUGGUGUUUGAUGAAAUUCCAGUGAAGAACACAGUUUGUGCAAAUGCUCUUUUAUCAGGUUAUGUUGAGGGUAAACUGUGGGAUCAGGGAAUUAAAUUGCUAAGGAAUAUGCCCUGUUUGAGUUUGGAUUAUGACCAUUUCACAUUAGCGGCAAUGCUACGGACAUGCGCGGGGCUUUCUGCUAUUGAACUAGGCAGACAAGUGCACGCCUAUUUAACACGUAAAAUUAAUGAUUUGGGAAAUGAUGUUUUCUUGCAGAGUUCAUUGAUUGAAAUGUAUGGCAAGUGUGGUUUUGUAGAGAAGGCUUUGCAGGUCUUCAACUUGGAGGGAUAUAAGUUGGGUGGAAAGGUCAAUAGGGAUAUUGUUUUGUGGACUUCAAUGCUAGGUGCAUAUGGUAGAAAUGGGCAUUGCGCUUGCUUCCCCUAUUGGUAUCAGAGCCAAGUUGAACCCAAUCCAGUUUACCUCUUAGUGAAACCUAAGUCGCGUAUCCUGUAG